AUGCGCUUCGACAAAGUUGUUCCCUUCGCCUUCGUGUCUUUUGCGGCUGCGAUGCCCGCAAAGCGUGAGCCUAUUGACGAGCGUGCUCUUCAUAACAUCCUCGGUGAUCUCGAAGCUCGAGGCGAGACUCUCGACUCCCUCGUCAAGCGCAUCGACGCAAAGGUCUAUCGCGACGAGAUUCCUGAUUGCAGCAGUGAAGAUCCCAGCUUCAUGAUUCCCAAGCAGACCGGCUAUGGUGUUGACCAAGGUGUGAAGCUCCCUAAGAGCGGCAAAGAUGACGCAUGUACUACAGGCCACAACAGUGAUCAUUGCUGGACUGAGUACUGGUUCGUCGAGUCUGCUGUCGAGUAUUCUAGCUGGCAAAAUUCUGGAGCGGCAAUUGACUGCAAGUCGACUUCUAUCUGCAACUCCAACGUCGCUCAAAUUAAACAGAGCUGCACUUCCUACACUCAUUCUUCCAGCAACGGUGUUGAUUUCAAGGCCCUGGAUGCAGCCUUGGAAUUCGCUAUUCCGAAUACUGAGGCGAAGGUCUCGUUGGGAUCGAGCAUCAACUAUCAACACACGGACGUGAAUAGUGAUACGACCAUGAUUUGCACCACUGAUUCGACUACCAACACCUGCCAGUGGGAUGAUCAGGACUGCCACCAGGUCUGGUUUGCCGACCGUACAAAGCGAAUUUGGGGCCACAUGGAUCGGGUUUGCGUCGGAAAGACUGAUGUUGAGGUUCAGCAGCAAACCCUCAACGCCAAUGGACGCUAUGUUCGCGGCCAGGCCGAGUUCAGCAUUGCCAUUCCUGUCAACCACAUUGUCGGCUGCAACGCGAAAUGCUCCGACCUGACAUACAGCGAGCCUAUUCCGUCAGAUGGAACUGUCCGCGUACCUUUCGAUAUCACCUUCGACUAG
Fusarium tjaetaba is the source of this 903-nucleotide messenger RNA. RefSeq lists its product as uncharacterized. NCBI's taxonomy places the organism in Eukaryota, Fungi, Ascomycota, Sordariomycetes, Hypocreales, Nectriaceae. The record is from RefSeq and is a predicted model, not a curated record. The transcript is spliced from 3 exons. The coding region runs from base 1 to 903 and encodes 300 amino acids.